AACACAUAUACAGCAAGAAAUAUUUGCAAACAGCUUGCAAAAUUUGUUUCCAAAAAUUUUUUCCUUGUGUUUACAGGCCUUAACGGGCACAAACAACACUACUGGGGCUUGAGUGUUUCAUGAUAACGGCCUUAUUUUACACACACACAAACUCUCUCUCUCUCUCUCUCUCUCUCUCUCUCUCUCUCUCUCUCUCUCUCAUGUUUUUGCAAACUUUUAAAUCCUUCAGCUACUUUCUUAAGUCGAUUCAUAUAAAAUUAAUGUCUAUUUUCACGACAAUGAUUACUUUAAAACAGCACAUUUCCUCAUACGUUUUCAUAUCCAUCGCAGCGCGCUAUGCGUUCGUGGAUUUUUUUUUAUAACAACAUACGUAUUUCGGGAAUUGGUAUUCGUGCUGUUAAGUUUUCCCGGCCAAUAGAAAUUCGAGCAGUCAUCUUGAGAGCGCUUCCCUUUGGCCACUCCCAGUGACACCGAGAAUCGAAUACGUUUUCCCGAGCCUAGAUAUACGUAUGCAAGAGAACAGGAGCGCCUGAGAGCCAGUGUUGCCAACCGUGGGGUAAUUACCCCAUGCAUAGGGUAAUUCAGCCUCAAAUCUGGGUCUGCAGGGUAACGGGGUAAUGUCACGAAAUCUGAGCAAAAUGUAGUAGCGUAAUUUUAAGAUGCUUGUUUUGUAUUUUAUUGAAAAGUAACCAAUGAGCAACAAGUUUAUUAAUAUUUAUAUCUCAAGGCCGGGGGUAGGGUACAAUGACAGCAAAAGUAGGGUAAUUUCAGUGCCUAGGUAGGUUAAGGAGCUCUUAGAUGGUUGGCAACACUGCACUGCAGUGAGAGCGGCUCAGCGGGAACGCUUCAGUCAGCUAGAAGGCUUUCUGGAGGUAUGACCAACGCUUUUCUGUGUUAUAUACAAGCUUUGCCAAGGUUAUUCUUUGUUGUUGUUCUCAUUCUCGGAAAGCAAAAGCAGCGCACGUCGGAAGAUAACUUAAGAUCCCCGUUGGAUUUGUCUGACUAUACGAUAUCAGCACCUUUCGACGGAUCUCUGAAAUUGAUACUGAGCGAGAUGGCAGCACAUUACAACACAACCAGUGCUGCUGAGUUGGCAAGUCUACUAGACUCACCCAUGCCUGAUCCCGGCUCAGCAGUAUCUGCAGCCCCUUCAGGCAGCGCCAGUAUCUCUGUGAUUGCAGAGGAGAAUUCGGACGACAGCCAUGAGGUCGUGAUUAAUGUAGUGGCUACUGAAGUGGUGCCUCGAAAGAGGAAGAGAGGGCGGAGACCCAAGGCAGACGCUGGUUCGCCCACUGCUCCAGCAAAGAAGAUGAAACUCUACGAGUACACCCAGCCGUUCGACGAUGAGGCCAAGGAAAAGAGACGCCUGAAUGCCAUUAAAGCUAGGGAGCACAGGCAACUUGAAAAACGGAUGAAGGAAGCUCUACGGAAAGAAAUGCAGGAAGUUCAGAGCGAAGUUGCUGGUCUUAGGUCAACAAUUGAAACGCUCCACAUGAGCUUGGCUGAGCUGGAGGAAACAAAAAAGAAAUGGCGAUUUGGUAUAAUCGAAACAAGCAAUGCACUAAAGGGUCCAAACUCAGAAUAGGUCUAGCUAACAAAUAUAAUAAGUUAAAAGAAAAAAAUAAGCAAAAAGGCAUAAAAUAUGGUUAGGUACCGGUGGACCUAACAAACUAUUACAGAUAAAUAGAUCUAGACUUAAUAAUGUAGAAAUUUACGUAAUCAAUUUCAGAUUUCUUAUUUGAUUCUAUUAAUUUACUUAUUUUAUUUUUCUUUUCUUUGACAAGCCUGAAACAACGGCGCCUUCUACCCAAAGAAGUCCAUCUUUGUCAUAGCAUCUUUUAUACUAGUACUUAAAUUACGGGUCUGAAGGAUGUCCUUCAGACCCUUUGACACUCAACUUCUCAAAGCACAAAUCCUUCAUGAAAUUCUUCUUCUAACUUCACUCAAACAAUUGCCUCAUUUCUUACAUUUCCCUUAAAAUCUUUAGUGUAUAUUUUAUCUUUCAAAUAUUUGACCGAU
Macrobrachium nipponense is the source of this 2019-nucleotide messenger RNA. RefSeq lists its product as uncharacterized. The coding region runs from base 875 to 1585 and encodes 236 amino acids. NCBI's taxonomy places the organism in Eukaryota, Metazoa, Arthropoda, Malacostraca, Decapoda, Palaemonidae. The record is from RefSeq and is a predicted model, not a curated record. The transcript is spliced from 2 exons.